Penicillium waksmanii is the source of this 1125-nucleotide messenger RNA. RefSeq names its product putative integral membrane protein Pth11-like. The record is from RefSeq and is a predicted model, not a curated record. NCBI's taxonomy places the organism in Eukaryota, Fungi, Ascomycota, Eurotiomycetes, Eurotiales, Aspergillaceae. The coding region runs from base 1 to 1125 and encodes 374 amino acids. The transcript is spliced from 6 exons.
AUGGCCAUCACAAGUGAUCAUGGCUCACAAGGGCCCGUUGUUGUCGGGAUUUGUCUUGCAUUCGCCGUCCUAACAUUCAUUGUUUUGAGUCUGCGGUUGUUCGCUCGCGUCUAUGUGCUAGGUAGAAUGGGGUUUGAUGACUAUCUUAUUAUCGGAGCUUGUCUAUUAUCAUGGGCAUUCAUCGCCGUCACUAUUGUUGCGGUUGAGAAUGGUCUCGGUCAACAUGCGAAAUAUGUUGAUCCGAACAACAUGAUUACCUAUGGAUUUGCGGUUUGGCUGAGUUCAAUGUUCUAUCUCGCAACCCUUGGAUUCAUUAAAACAUCCGUCUUAUGGUUCUACACUCGCCUGGGCGACCGGACUCUCACCCGAGCUUCAUGGGCCAUGGUUGGAGUCAUUGCGGCUCAAGCAGGCUCUUUCGUUCUCGUCGCCGCAUUUCAAUGCCAAACAAUCAGCAAAGCCUGGACCGGUACCGGUCCUGGAAAAUGUGUCAACAUUAAUGUGUUUUAUCUGGCCAACGCUGCACUGAACAUCUUUACCGAUCUCCUGACCUACACUCUUCCCAUCCGCGUCAUCUUCAAACUCCAGAUGCCGCGCAAGCAGAAAAUUGCGCUGGCCCUGAUUCUCUGUCUUGGUCUUUUUGCCUGUGUUUCCUCCAUCAUUCGAAUUACCUAUAUUCCCGCCAUGCUCACAUCCCCCGAUGCUACAUACGCUAUUAGUGGAGCUAUGUACUGGUCCGUCAUCGAAACAAAUGUCGGGAUAUUUGCCGCCUCAAUCCCAUCCUUUAAGGCUAUUGCAUCUCGCUUCCUGCCCCGCUUCAUCGGCGAGUACAGUAGUGGCAGAAAAUACGGACCUUGGUCUGGCAAUACCGACGCUCGCAAAUACGGCUCAGGUUUCACCAGAGUCACCGACCCAAACCAGAUCACAAUGGGCACAUUGAAUGGCAAAGAAGAUGGUGGAAUGGGUACCCAAAUCGGCGCUACCGUGAACGACAACUCGAGCGAGGAGAGGAUAAUCAUUCCCGAUGGGAAAAUCUUCGCUCAGACAGAGAUUGAGACUACCGUUGAGACAAACGGCAUCUUCGAUACACCGGGCGAGCGGGCUCACCGGUCAAAGCGUGGAUUUUAA